UGUUGGUUCAUGCUUCUGGCUGCUUGCCAGCCAUGGGUCAAGUCGUGUCCGAACAAUGCUGUGGGAACAAUUCAGGAGAUGCGGAGACAGAGGGAACCGAUGCUGUGCCGGUGUUGGUUCCAAGUACCGAAAUCGCCCAGCUGACGGGUGCUGGUGAUAAAGGCGUUAGCCCUUGCAUCCCCAGCGCAGCCAAAGUCUCCGAGAGCAAAGGCAAACCGAAAGACGCCAAAACCACAGCCCCAGCGGCCAAAGCCCCUGCAGCCAAAGAGUCUGCUUCGGGCGGAGGUGGGAAGCCUCCAGAGCCGGUGGCCAAGGCGGCCAAGAAGAAACCAGCUCCAGUGAGCACCGCGAAGACCGUCUCAUUGGAGUCCCUCAAGACCCUGACGGACAUGGGCUUUGAUGAGACUGCGGCCACCACUGCCCUGGAAGCGGCCAACGGCAAUAUAGAUCAAGCAGUCGUAAUGCUAUCGGCUGCCGCCACUGCAGCGCCUGCGGAGCGCUGGGACCCCGGCAGCCCGCGCGCGCCGGCUACGAAGCCGCCGCGGAAGCGGCAGCUGGAAGCGUUGCAGGAGAAGGUGAACAUGCUGACUGCCAUGGGUUUCAGCGAACAACAAGCCAAAGAUUCCCUGGAAGCAUCUGGUGGUGAUGUGGAAUCCGCUGUGGAGAUCCUCACCGGGAGAGCUGCCUAGAGAAUGAAAAAUGCCGGGGUGAAACUGUCAAUGCACCCAUGGCUGAUGC
Messenger RNA from Cladocopium goreaui, 738 nucleotides. NCBI's taxonomy places the organism in Eukaryota, Dinophyceae, Suessiales, Symbiodiniaceae. The record is from the annotation of a GenBank genome assembly.